Nomia melanderi (Alkali bee) is the source of this 4222-nucleotide messenger RNA. RefSeq names its product Zinc finger protein swm (gene swm). Gene Ontology annotation, molecular function: metal ion binding; RNA binding. Gene Ontology annotation, cellular component: nucleus. The record is from RefSeq and is a predicted model, not a curated record. NCBI's taxonomy places the organism in Eukaryota, Metazoa, Arthropoda, Insecta, Hymenoptera, Halictidae.
CUGUAAUAUUUUCUAGAAACUUUAGUUUCUAUCUAUGUGAACGCUGUGUGUAUAGGAGCGAGAUUUCAGAAUGGCGACUGUCUUUACUUAGAAGAGUACUUAUUCCCGCCCAGAUAUUGUGUAAUUAACGUGUGUCUUUGAACAGUUCCAUGUGUUUUUUGUCGCGAAUUCACUAAAAAUGAUAAUAGAGAAUCCGGAUCAAUUCAAGGCGUGGCUCACUGCCGUCUUGGAGCCGCUUUGCGAUGCUGAUCCUGCUGCACUAGCAAAAUAUGUAUACGCUCUGGUUAAGAAAGAUAAAACUUUGGAGGAAUUGCGAGGUGGAAUGGUUGAACAACUUGACGUCUUUUUACAACAAGAAACCAAAAACUUUGUAGAACUGCUGUUCAAAACAUUGGAAACUCAAGAAUAUAUACUUCCACCUGCAAAAAAUGAUCCAGAUGGCGGUGGGACACCACCUGGUGUGAAUCCACCACCACCUCCAUUAGCAACUGAAAAAAUAGCCGAAAGUACAAUUCCUGUCACAUCGAUCAAUACAAACCCUCCAGUUCCCCUCCAAAUAAAUGGAUCUGCACCUAUGUCAAUAGGUAAACGUGAAACUAGAAAAUCAGAUUCUGAAAAAGUUGACAAAGAAAAAGAGAAACGUUCACGAAGUCGUGGUCGAAUGAGAUCCAGGACAAGAUCACGUUCACGUUCAUGGGAAAGAGACAGGCGUAGGUCCAGAAGCAGGGAGCAUAUACGUCGUGAUAGAGAACGUGACAGGAGUCGACCGUGGAGAAAUGAAUCGCCACCAAACACAAGACGACAUGAUAGAAGGCGAAGCAGGAGUCGUAGCACGUCACCUAUACGACCGAGAAUACGAGACGGUCCAGACAAUCGUGACCAUCGAGCGCGAUUUAGAAAUAGGUCGCCAACCCCUCUUCGAUCAAGAUCUCGAUCACGAUCGUUAGAUCGGAAAAAAGUAGACCGAUCUGACAGGAUGGAUGUGGACAGAACAGAUAGGAUCGAGGGUAGCCCUGGUGGAGGUACCCCAACACAAGACAGUAAUCAUGGAGAUGUAGACAUGAGAUUGUCUACUACUAGUCAGUCAAUUCAAAGCGUCGUCGCUGUCGCUUCUAAUGUACCAAAUAACCAACCAGGAUUCCAAGCAAAGAGGAGAUGCAGAGAUUUUGAUGAAAAGGGAUACUGUAUGAGAGGUGAUCUAUGUCCUUACGAUCAUGGUACAGACCCAGUUGUAUUGGAAGAUGUAGCUUUAAGUCGUGUUUUGACUUUCGGUCCACAUAGUGCGCAAGCACCAGGGACCGUACCUGUAACGGCAGUACCGGAACCACCUCAAGGCCCUAAUGGAAAUGCCCCGCCACAACACCUCCCUCUUGCGAGUUUACCUCCGCCUCAUUUACGAAAUCAACAUCAUUCUAAUAUGGCAAUUUUCACAGAUGCAUUUGCAGAAUAUAAUCCAGAUGCGCCAAGUAUGGAGCCUCGAAUGCCAUGGGGAAGACAUCCUCAACCGGGACCUGGUAUCUAUGGAAGGGGACAAAGAGAACUGAUUAGCGUGCCAGUAAUUCCACACACGAAUUCAUCAGAAAUUACGCAUACUCAAACGAAUCCUUUAAAGCGUAAACAAGCAUUCGAUUUCAACCGUCUUGGACCAAAACAACGAGUGGUGCAUAACCCGGCUAACUGCUCUUUGGAAUUAAAAAAGGUUCCUCGUAUCGUGAACAACAUAACCCAAUUGAAUAAUCACUUCUCCAAAUUUGGUAAAAUUGUAAAUAUCCAAGUUAACUUCGGCGGGGACCCCGAGGGAGCAUUGGUUACCUUCCAGCUACCAGCUGAAGCGAAGGCUGCUUACAGAAGUACUGAGGCUGUGUUGAACAAUAGAUUUAUCAAAGUGUUUUGGCAUAACAAUGUUAAUAAUAACGCAUCUGGUGGCGCCAUUGAAAAUGUACCCCCAGGCUGUCGUCCUUCCGUAAAAGAACGAUUGGGUGCUGCUGUAACUACACCAGCGAAAACUGAAGAUAACGAAUAUAUUCCUACUCGUCGUUCAACCGAGGAGCAGCAGGUCACGCAAAAUUUGGUCCCGACAUCCCCGAAAACUACUACUGUUCCUACUAGGGAAGAAAAAGUUCUUGCAAUAAAAAAGACACAAGAAAUUUUAGCCGCUAAGGAAACCUUAAAGAAGAAACAAGAGGAAAAACGUAAAGAAGCAUUAAAAUUAACCGCUGACUUACGUAAAAGGAAACAGGAAUUAUUAGACAAGCAUUUGAUAGAAAUACGAGCAUUGAUUGAUAAAGCUGAAAAGAAUCCCGAACAAAAGGAUGCCAUCAUGGCAACGAUAAAGACUAUGCAACAGUCCAUCGACAAUUUACGGAAAGAUUUAGCCGCGAACGGCCAAAUCGGCGGAAACAAGACUCAAGUAAAAUCUAGAGAACAAACUCAGAAAGAGAUCUUGGACGCCGAGUUAGACCUGAUGACUGCGCAACAAGAGGGACAAGACGCCGGAGAGUUGCAGAAAAGACUAAACGAACUACGAGCUCAAGCUGCUGCAUUGGGUCUGAAUGCAGGUCCGGCUGUCGGUAGGGGUACAAGAUCAAGUAGAGUUAUACGAGGUGCCCACGCGAUAUCAUAUAGGGGACGUGGUAGAGGGAGCUUUGCCCAUGUUUCGGUAGAUCACAGACCGACGAGUCUUCUAGUCUCUGGUUAUGAAACCGAAGAAAAGGCGGAAGUUUUAGCGCAUUUUCAACAAUUCGGAGAAAUAGUGAAUCAAAUAGUGGAUGACGCAACGCCUUCAAUUGUGAUUAAUUUCAAGUCAAGAAAAGAGGCCGAGGUGGCUUUAGUAAAGGGACGCACAUUUCAGGAUAGAUUACUGUCUAUUACAUGGGUCUCCGGGCAUCAUUUACAUCGUGGCGGAGGUGGUAGCAAUACAAACUCAUCUGUACAACUUUCUUCGCGUUCUGAGCAAGCACCGCCCACCACUGACGAAGAAAUUGAUUUAGAAGGAAACGCAGAAGCAUUACUUCUCGAAGAAAACGAGGAAGAGGAGGAUGAAGAUGGCGAAUCGCGUAGCUGGCGGCGAUAGCAGCGUCAGCGUUGUUCGUGACAAGAACUUAAUACCAGCUACAAUGAGUGUGAUGAUCUGGGCGAAUCAAUACAUGCUCAGCGCCUGCGCCACUGCUGCACCGUCGUUUGAUGCAUUAAAUGCCAUGGUUUUCACGAAAAAGUCAGGUUACAAGCUCAUACACGUUAUCAUGAGUGUUACACUAUUUGUUAAUAUUAUUAAAUAUAUGCGUGUGCGCAUUAUAACGGUAUAAAAAAUGAAGAAAGUAUAUACCGUAACGAAUUGCGUGUCACAAAAUAGAAAACUGAUAUGCAAGUUUCCAACAACAAACAAAACAAAAAAUUAACCAAAUUUAUCCCAUUAUUUGUAGAAUAAAAUCGCUAUGUUUUGUAUGGGAAACAUCUUAUUCUGAAUUCGAAGUCCUUUUUCUUUCACGUAUAGAAUUAUGACAAAUUGUCGUCUAUUGUUAUUUCUUUAAAAGAUAUAAGUCUAUAACAAACAGUAGCCAGACUUUUAGGAAUAAGUAGAAUACUUAUAAUUUUCAGAAGUUUUACAAUCGAAAGUGAGGAAACUAUAUUUAUAACUUGUAAGAUACAAAUACAAUUUAUUAUAACUACUACAUAAGAUAAUAGCGUACAACGCUUCGAAGUAGUGUAAUUUUUUUGGUUUUUCUUUCUCUCUCUUUUUUUUUACUUUCACUUGAUGUAAUAUUUAAAGAUUGUUCCUGUAAUGAUGUACAGUGUAAUGUAUAAUUGUCAUGAUUUCCUUUUAUCAAUUGUCAAAUGAAAACUAAGUUGAUUAGAAUUGGAAAACAAAGCUUAUUCGUGCAUAAUUUUACACUAGUUGUUUUAAUAUACACUGAAAAAUAGUAAUAUACAUAUAAUUGUUACAUGAAAAUUUUUAAGAUUAGUUUCCAAGGUAAGUAUUAAAUUCUGCAAUAAACGCGGCACGUAUACAUUUUACGUGAAUCUUAGAAAAAAAAAUCACAGACUAUGUUUCAACAUCGUCAGCAUUUCGUUAUACAUAUAAAUAAACUUAUUUGAUACAUUUUGAAAAUAAUUUUGAGUAAACACCUACCCAGUAUUUCGUUAAGUAUGCUACUUUUUCAGAAUGAAAAAAAUUAUAAAUAACAUAAAUAUGAUUUGCAUAAAAUUCUCUAAAGACUUGUAU